Molecule: messenger RNA, 3843 nt
Organism: Lotus japonicus
Lineage: Eukaryota; Viridiplantae; Streptophyta; Magnoliopsida; Fabales; Fabaceae
Product: protein EXPORTIN 1A-like
Exons: 32
Coding region: 97-3333 (1078 amino acids)
Biological process (GO): ribosomal large subunit export from nucleus; protein export from nucleus; ribosomal small subunit export from nucleus
Cellular component (GO): nucleus; cytoplasm
Molecular function (GO): small GTPase binding; nuclear export signal receptor activity
Source: RefSeq, a predicted model, not a curated record
CAAAAGAGCCUCUUCCUCCCUCCCUUUUCUCCCUCAAAUCUCUAUUCUCUUCUCUCCCGCUCUGUGGUUUCCAGGGUUUAUCACUCUCCCUCCGCCAUGGCCGCCGAGAAGCUCCGAGACUUGUCCCAACCCAUCGAUGUCCCGUUACUCGACGCCACUGUCGCUGCCUUCUACGGCACCGGAUCUAAAGAACAGAGAACUGCUGCUGACCAGAUUUUGCGCGAUUUGCAAAACAAUCCAGAUAUGUGGCUUCAAGUCAUGCAUAUUCUACAGAACACUCAGAAUCUCAAUACCAAGUUCUUUGCUCUGCAGGUGCUAGAAGGUGUAAUUAAAUAUAGAUGGAACGCAUUACCACUUGAGCAGCGAGAUGGAAUGAAAAAUUUCAUCUCUGAUAUUAUUGUGCAGCUUUCUGGCAAUGAGGCCUCAUUUCGAAUGGAGCGGUUGUAUGUCAAUAAGCUCAAUAUUAUAUUAGUUCAGAUUUUGAAGCAUGAGUGGCCCCUGAGAUGGCGAAGUUUUAUUCCCGACCUUGUUUCUGCAGCUAAAACUAGUGAAACAAUUUGUGAGAAUUGUAUGGCAAUAUUGAAGCUCUUGAGUGAAGAGGUUUUUGAUUUUUCAAGAGGAGAGAUGACUCAGCAGAAGAUUAAAGAGCUUAAACAAUCCUUGAAUAGUGAAUUUCAGCUCAUACAUGAGUUAUGCUUAUAUGUGUUGUCAGCAUCCCAACGGGCCGAACUUAUACGUGCAACUCUGUCUACAUUGCAUGCCUUCUUAUCAUGGAUCCCCUUGGGUUAUAUAUUUGAAUCACCGUUGCUUGAGACCCUGCUAAAGUUUUUCCCUCUUCCAGUAUAUCGAAACCUUACACUGAAAUGCUUAAUUGAGGUGGCAGCCCUUCAAUUUGGCGAUUACUAUGAUACACAGUAUACUAAGAUGUAUAACAUAUUCAUGGUUCAGUUGCAGACAAUACUCCUACCUACUACAAAUAUACCUGAGGCAUAUGCACAGGGUUCUAGUGAGGAACAAACAUUCAUACAGAACUUGGCACUGUUCUUUACCUCAUUUUACAAGGUUCACAUUCGAAUUUUGGAAUCCACUCAAGAGAAUAUCGCUGCUUUGCUAUCUGGUCUUGAAUAUCUUAUCAACAUCUCAUAUGUCGAUGAUACUGAGGUUUUUAAGGUUUGUCUGGACUACUGGAAUAUCUUGGUUUCGGAACUGUUUGAGCCACAUCGUAGCUUGGAGAACCCUGCAGCUGCAGCUACAAACAUGUUAGGAAAUCAGGCGCCACUGAUGCCUCCUGGUAUGGUUGAUGGCCUUGGUUCACAGCUUCUUCAACGCCGGCAGCUUUAUGCCGGUCCGAUGUCAAAGUUGAGAACGCUUAUGAUCUGCCGUAUGGCUAAACCAGAAGAGGUUCUCAUCAUUGAAGAUGAAAAUGGCAAUAUUGUCCGCGAAACCCUCAAAGACAAUGAUGUUCUUGUUCAAUAUAAGAUUAUGAGGGAGACUCUUAUUUACUUGUCGCAUCUUGACCAUGAUGAUACAGAAAGACAGAUGCUUAGAAAAUUAAGUAAACAACUUGGUGGUGAGGAUUGGACAUGGAACAAUUUGAACACACUAUGCUGGGCCAUAGGAUCUAUAUCUGGUUCCAUGAUGGAAGAUCAGGAAAACAGAUUUUUAGUGAUGGUCAUUCGUGAUUUAUUGAAUCUAUGUGAAUUCACAAAGGGAAAGGACAACAAAGCUGUUAUUGCAAGUAAUAUCAUGUAUGUCGUGGGGCAGUAUCCGCGGUUCUUGAGAGCUCAUUGGAAGUUUCUAAAAACUGUUGUGAAUAAGUUAUUUGAGUUUAUGCAUGAGUCACAUCCUGGAGUUCAGGAUAUGGCAUGUGACACUUUUUUGAAAAUAGUCCAGAAGUGUAAGCGUAAAUUUGUAAUCACCCAGCUUGGCGAAAAUGAGCCAUUUGUAUCUGAACUUCUUUCUGGUCUUUCAACUACGAUUGUAGAUCUUGAACCCCAUCAAAUACACACUUUCUACGAAUCUGUCGGCAGUAUGGUUCAAGCUGAGUCUGAUUCACAGAAGAGAGAUGAAUACCUCCAGCGGUUGAUGCAUCUCCCCAAUCAGAAAUGGCUGGAAAUUAUAGGGCAGGCACGUCAGAAUGUUGAUUUUCUUAAGGAUCAUGAUGUUAUCCGAACUGUGCUUAACAUAUUGCAGACAAAUACAAGCGUUGCAUCUUCUUUAGGAACAUAUUUCCUUCCUCAAAUCUCAUUGAUCUUUUUGGACAUGUUGAACGUUUACAGAAUGUAUAGUGAGCUUAUAUCAAAAAGUAUUGCUGAAGGGGGUCCAUAUGCAUCCAGGACAUCGUUUGUAAAACUUCUGCGAUCGGUUAAGAGAGAGACACUUAAACUAAUUGAGACAUUUUUGGACAAAGCUGAAGAUCAACCACAAAUUGGAAAACAAUUUGUGCCACCAAUGAUGGAUCCUGUUCUCGGAGAUUAUGCCAGGAACGUGCCUGAUGCAAGGGAAUCAGAGGUUUUGUCACUUUUUGCCACAAUUGUAAAUAAAUAUAAAGCUGCAAUGGUUGAAGAUGUCCCCCGCAUAUUUGAAGCUGUUUUCCAGUGUACACUAGAGAUGAUUACCAAAAAUUUCGAAGAUUACCCAGAGCAUCGGCUAAAGUUCUUCUCUUUACUUUGUGCUAUAGCUACUCAUUGUUUCCAUGCAUUAAUCUGCUUGUCGAGUCAGCAACUGAAGUUUGUCAUGGAUUCAAUCAUAUGGGCAUUUCGGCAUACAGAAAGAAACAUAGCUGAAACUGGGCUGAACCUGUUGUUGGAGAUGCUAAAGAAGUUUCAGGCCACGGAGUUCUGUAAUCAGUUUUAUCGUACAUAUUUUUUGACAAUAGAGCAAGAGAUAUUUGCUGUCUUGACGGACACUUUUCAUAAGCCUGGGUUCAAAUUACAUGUCUUGGUGCUUCAACAUUUGUUUUGUCUGGCAGAAACUGGUGCCCUGACUGAGCCUCUUUGGGAUGCUGCUACAAAUCCUUAUCCGUACCCAAGUAAUGCAGCUUUUGUACUUGAGUACACAAUAAAACUUUUAAGCACUUCAUUUCCCAACAUGACUGCUGCAGAGGUUACCCAAUUUGUUAAUGGACUCUUUGAGUCCACAAAUGACCUCUCCACAUUUAAAAAUCACAUACGAGAUUUUCUUGUACAGUCAAAAGAAUUUUCAGCUCAGGAUAACAAAGAUCUUUAUGCUGAAGAGGCGGCAGCACAGAGAGAGCGAGAACGACAAAGAAUGCUUUCUGUUCCAGGUCUUAUAGCCCCAAGCGAGUUGCAAGAUGAAAUGUUGGACUCAUAGAUAGAUAGAUAGAUAUAGGCUAAACAGCAUGCGAGUUAGGCAUUUUGAAUCGUGUCACAGGCGCCUUAAUUCAAUCAAAUACCAGAUGCUUUAUGAAUAGAUGCUGCACUUUCCUAUUUAAAGUUUAGUUUUUUCGAUUCCCCCAAUAUUUCAUGUUUGAAUUGGUUUGGCAUAGGUUCCUGAUUUCAGAGGUUUUGCCGGAUUUUGAUUCUGCCUUGUCAACCUAGUGACUGUAGAUUGUUCAGCUGCUGAUUUAGGAUGAUACCAGUCAUUUGUUGUUGUGUUUCAUCAGGGCAGCGUUUCAUAGAAUCACAGGAAGGAUGACUUAAUUCCCAGUAUUGAUGACCUCCUAACCUCUGGCAGUUUGUGCAGAAAACCCUUGUGCUUUGAUCCUUUUUGUAUAUUUUCACCAAUUGAUUUUAGGGAAGAAGUUGAUGUAUACUACCAUGAUUGCAUUGAAUAUAUGGAUUUUCCAAGCUCGAAGUUCUUAAUGAGAUAAACUAUUUAAAA